AUGUUCUCACAAACGUUGGUCUUCAAUGAGGGAAGCACGGAUCUGAGUAGCGAUGGGGAGGACGAGAUUCAAGAGAAUGCGACUAUUACACAGACAAAGGAGAUUUUGAGUCCACAAACUUCAGGAUCUAAAACGCAAGAGCCGCAGUCCGAUUCACGUUCUUUGAUUUUGUGGGCAGCAAGUUUGGAGCUGGAAAGUAUUGGACUCAAGAGGAACUCUUCCCUGCUGCAGAAGACCCUAGCAGAUUCGUGCGAUUCUUUGAACAAGAUCUUGCGUGAUAUACAGAAGGGAUUGGAAAAAUGGAAUCGACUCUCCAGUCAGACCGUUCAACAAAGUAUGGUGACCUCUACCGUCCGAAAAUGUGGAUUGAAACUGACCUUACAGAACUCAAUGCAAAGCUAG
Messenger RNA from Kuraishia capsulata CBS 1993, 402 nucleotides. RefSeq lists its product as uncharacterized. Gene Ontology annotation, biological process: reciprocal meiotic recombination. Bases 1 to 402 code for a protein of 133 amino acids. The record is from RefSeq and is a predicted model, not a curated record. Gene Ontology annotation, cellular component: condensed nuclear chromosome. Lineage: Eukaryota; Fungi; Ascomycota; Pichiomycetes; Pichiales; Pichiaceae. The transcript has a single exon.